Lepidothrix coronata (blue-crowned manakin) is the source of this 3883-nucleotide messenger RNA. It is a transcript of the gene GOLIM4, whose product is annotated as golgi integral membrane protein 4. The coding region runs from base 101 to 2197 and encodes 698 amino acids. Gene Ontology annotation, cellular component: Golgi apparatus; Golgi membrane. The record is from RefSeq and is a predicted model, not a curated record. NCBI's taxonomy places the organism in Eukaryota, Metazoa, Chordata, Aves, Passeriformes, Pipridae. The transcript has 16 exons.
UCCCCUUCCUCCUCCUCCUCCUCCCGGGGCCUCCGAUGCCGCCGCCUCCCGCCCGCUGCUGAGCCGUGACGGGCGGGGGCCCCGGGACCCCGCCGGGGACAUGGGCAACGGGAUGUGCUCCCGGAAACAGAAGCGGAUUUUCCAGAGCCUGCUGCUCCUGACCGUGGUGUUCGGGUUCCUCUACGGGGCGAUGCUCUACUACGAGCUGCAGGGCCAGCUCAGGAAGGCUGAGGCCACGGCGCUCAAGUACCAGCAGCAUCAGGAGUCCCUCUCGGCUCAGCUACAAGUUGUAUAUGAGCACAGGUCAAGAUUAGAAAAGUCAUUACAAAAGGAAAGGCUGGAACAUAAGAAAGCAAAAGAAGAUUUUCUUGUUUAUAAACUAGAAGCACAGGAAACACUAAAUAAAGGAAGGCAAGACUCCAACAGCAGAUACAGUGCUCUGAGUGUCCAACACCAGAUGCUGAAGAGUCAACAUGAAGAACUGAAGAAGCAGCACGCUGACCUUGAGGAAGAUCACAGAAAACAAGGAGAAGAGUUUAGCAGGACAUUCAGUGUUCACAAGGAGAGAUACUUGCAGCUGCAGCAGGAGAAAGAGCAGGAGAUCUCCAAGCUGAAGGAAUCCCUGUAUAACUUACGAGAGGAGAACAGACAGUUGAGAAAAGCUCACCAAGACAUUCACACCCAGCUGCAGGAUGUCAAGCAACAGCAUAAGAACUUGCUGUCCCAGCACAACCAGCUUGUGGUGACACUGGAAGACCACAAGAGUGCACUAGCUGCUGCUCAGUCCCAGGUGGAGGAAUACAAACAGCUGAAGGACACCCUCAAAAAAAUACCGAGUUUCCGACAGCCUGAGAAGCUGGAAGGAGGAAAUGAGCAGCCUGAGGUGCGAGGACUGUCCCCCCACAGCGACCCCCCGGAGCACCAGGGACCUGUGACCCAGGAGCACCAGGAGAAUGAGAAGCCAAAAGAGAGAGGAGAAAUAAAUACCCAGGAACAAGCAGACAGGGCUGAGCCCUUCCAUCUCCAGGGAAGGGCUAAUGAGGGCCAGCAUCCCAAAGAGCUGAAUAUUCAGGAGCAACAAGAGGCUGGAGAAGAUGUCGAGCAACGUGCUGAUCAAGUUGAAGAAGAACGCAAAAAGGAACUUCAGGAGGAAGAAAUGGAGCAGGCAGGCCAGCCUGAGCACUUAGGGGAGGAACAGGAUCAAAUCCCAGAAGAGCAUGAAUGGAAAAAGCAGGAGCAGAAAGAAGAAGAAACCAACAUGUUGGGUGAUCACCUCCAGUCAGAGAUAACACCAACAAAAGCUGUACCAAAGAGACAAAAACCAGCUUAUGAGCAACAGCUGGAGCAGCAGCAUCUUGGAGCCCAGAGAGCAGAGGAGGCCAACCAGCUCCGGCAGCACCAGGAGUCUCUGCACCAGCAAAGGCUGCGGGGGCAGAUCCUGAGGCAGCAACAGCUCCAGGAGAAAGAGCUCCAGCUCCACAAACAGGCAGAACAAGGGGAAAAACUCUACAAAACCCAGCUCAGCCAACAGGCUCAUUAUGAUAACAUGGACCAGGAUAUUGUACAAGGGGAAGAAGAGCAAGGGAUUCAGGAAGAGGAAGGAGCUUAUGAACAUGACAACCAGCACCAGGAUGAAGGUGAAGACGAUGAUCAAAAUAAUGCAAAUGAACAGCAAGAAGCAGAACAUCAAGCAGAAAAUCAGCAGGCUGAUGAAUCAAAGGCAGCCAUGGAAGAUGUGAAUCCUGCUGACGACCCCAAUAAUCAGGGAGAAGAUGAAUUUGAGGAAGCUGAGCAAGAGCGAGAAGAAAACCUACCAGAUGAAAAUGAAAAGCACAAGGAAGCCAGUCAGAAACAAGGACAUCCAGGAAUGGAAGAGCACUUGGUGAUGGCAGGAAACCCCGACCAGCAGGAAGAUAAUGUGGAUGAACAAUACCAGGAUGAGGGAGAAGAGGAGGUCCAGGAAGAUUUGACUGAAGAGAAAAAACGAGAACUGGAACACAACGCUGAGGAGCCAUAUGGUGAAAACGAGGAAAAUGCAGAUGAAAAGAAUAACAGAGGGACAGACCAAGAGCAAGAAAUGCAAGAAGAGAACAACCAGAAAGAAGUUCAUGAAGACAAUUAUGAGGAGGAAGAAGAGGAGGAGGAGGAGGAAGGCAGAGCUGUUGCAGCAAAAUCUCGUAGACGAGGGGAGAUGUAGUCCCUGCAUUUUUCUUUUUCAGGACACAAAUUCCUGUUGUGGUUUGGUUUAUUUUUUUUUUUUUAAAGAACUUUUUUUUAGGAUAUUUAAUUUCCAAAAAAAAAAAAAAAAGCUUGUGUUUUACACUUUUUACUUUUCUAUUAGGUGCCCAUAUGUUUAUAUGAAUACGGUAUUUUGAUACUCUAGAUUAGGAUUUCUUUUCUAUUCCAGCUGUACAUAAACAGACAUCCUCGAGGUUUAAUUUUCUCUAAUUCUGGGCAUGGUUUAUAGAGGCCAUUUUGGAUACAUUUUCACCUUGUCCAGGUCUGACAGGGUUGUUUGGUGUAAUUUCAGACACAUUCAACACUGAAGGAAUAUUUCUAGUGCCUAAAUCCAGUUGACUUUAGUCACUCCAGCUCAUUGUCUUCCGUGGCAGGAUUUAUCCUGACUAAGGGCUGGUUAUUCCUUGUAACCUCACGAGGACAAGCACAGGCUGAGCUGUUUGCAGGACCAGGCCUUUUCUAGGUGCAGAACAGUUAUAAAAUAUGCAAGCUCUACAAAGCCUUCAGAAUGCAGCCAGGUUAACAGCUGUUAAUUUUGGCAGCUGUUUAUAUACACUUCAAUUAUGCAUUUAUUUUAAUGAGCAUACCCAGGUACCUCAAUUACACGCACUGCCUGGCAGCUCAUGCAGAUGGGGGUGUGCUGGAGGAGCUGGGAACCCAUUUAGACUUGAAGCUCCAUUAUGCCAAAUCACAACACUACAGCUGUCACAGGGAUGAAGAUUUACAGCAGCAACAAUUUCGUUGUCCUUGUUAAUAUAUGAAAUAUUUGACCGGAGAACUAUGAUUGUGUUGUCUCAGUGCCCCGUUUUCUGGAGCCUGCAGAGAGUAACUGAGCUGACAUGAUUGGUGCAAGAUGUUGAACUAAGGCCUUUUUACCUUCUUUUACUUAUUUAUUUUUUGAAGUCUGUGCUGGGAGGAUUUCUGUGUGCCCUGGUGUGAGAAUCAGACUCGAGACAAACCCCACAGAAGUUGUUUUGCCCAGCAAACACCUCCAGCACUGCAUGUGGAAACCUGAGGGUGGGGGGGACAACACAAAAACUGUGCCUUGGUGUAGGCUAUGAACAUAAUCACAGUGCAUGAAUCUAUACAAUAUUUGUAUUGGUACAGACACUAGUUAUUUAAUAUAUGUUAAAGGAGAAUGGGAAUCUGGAUUUCCCAGGCUGUGCCCCAUUGCUGGAAAUGAGGCCCAGGGGAGCUCCCCAAAGUGUGUGUUAAUAUAUAAAACGAAGGAUUGGGGGUUUUCCCCUUUUUUAAUAAUGAUACAUAGCAAUGUUUUUAGUUUUAACUUUUUAUAUGAAUGUAAUUUAAUUCAUUUUUCUACUAACUCAAUUAUAUUAAGUUUUAUAGUUGGUUUCCAUUCUUUGCAAUUUUCCUAAAUGUCCCCAACCCAGUGCUUACGUUUCACAGGAAGAUUUUUGUCAACAAGUAUUUUGGGUUUUCUAGUUACCAUAAAUAAGAUUUACCUUAUGUAUAAAAAAGUUUACAUGAGACUGUAAAAUGUAUAAUAUGUACAUAAUCUUCAGAAUACAAUUAUUUUGGUAAAUUGGCCUGUAUUUUUAAUGUCACGGUUGCAGUAUUUAAUUAUUUGAGGCAUAAUAAAACUUGACUGCAGUCAAUAAACUAGGACAUAGUUACUGAUCUUGCA